Mitosporidium daphniae is the source of this 798-nucleotide messenger RNA. RefSeq lists its product as uncharacterized. NCBI's taxonomy places the organism in Eukaryota, Fungi, Microsporidia. Gene Ontology annotation, cellular component: mitochondrion. Bases 1 to 798 code for a protein of 265 amino acids. The transcript is spliced from 2 exons. Gene Ontology annotation, biological process: mitochondrial proton-transporting ATP synthase complex assembly. The record is from RefSeq and is a predicted model, not a curated record.
AUGUCAUGUACAUGGCGGUUUAUUUUGCGAGCUCGGUAUAGCACGGGCUGUGCAUCGUUCAAAUGUGUUGUCCAACAAGGCCCUCGAGGUAAAGAAAGCAAGUGUAACUACUUAGGUGGAUACAACUUAUUUUUGAAUGAUAAGUACCUUCUAAAUAGCUCGCUGUCAUUUGAAAAUGGCAGUUGUCCGCAAUUCCCGCUCACCAUUAAAAAUGAAGCUCUCGCCCAAUUGGCAGCGCUGGAGUGGUCGUUGUCUCCUUUUAUUAAAAAAGACAUCUCCACCUCAAGGCCGUUGACUAGUCUGCUGUUUAGAGCCCAAUUCCUGGACUCGCAGAAUUGCGCUGCAGAGGAAUUCAAAAAGAUUUUGGCCUUUCUUCCAUCUGAUUCGAUAUUAAGUGGACAAGAGCUGCUUUGGUGCAAUGAAAUCAAAAAAUUCAAUUCGAGAUUUGGCGUCCACAUUUCGCCGUCCUCUGGAGCGUUAACGCCGCCAUCUGGCCUUGCAUCGCAAAAUGGGCUCCGGGAUGUGAUCAAAGCCAUUUCAGAUCAUGUUUCUUGUACACUUUCUAGCGAAUCGAUUGCUGCAUGUGAAAUGGCGAUUAGAGAUUUCAAGUCUUGUGUCCUAGGACUCAAUUUGGCAUUUGGCGAUUCUACAGUUGAAGAGGCCAUUGAUGCAGCUACUCUUGAGACAAGGAUUCAAGCGCGAAAAUGGGGCAUGCUAAAGGAUUUCCAUGACUUUGAUAUCAGUAGAUUGGUGUCCAGAGCACGGCUGGCUUCUGUUGUGUUUGAAAUGUGCAAAUAA